AUGACGGACUCGGAACCAGAUCAUGAACGUCGACGGAGAAGACCUGCUGUUUCGUGCUCUUUCUGUAGAAGACGCAAAAUCAAAUGCAAUCGAGAAGUCCCAUGUAGCAAUUGUGUAAGAUCAAGUAUCGCAGCCAAUUGUGUCUACGACAAAUUUCCUACGCCUUCCAGAACUCAAGCUCAAGCUCAAGCUCAACUUAAUGAGCUUCGACAAGCUCCAGGUCAGAGACAAAACCAUCAGCUUCCAAUCGGGCCAACUUCCGAAAGAGACGCAAGCUUAACUCCUGGUAUUCCAAUAUGUCCCGUAUCACCUUCGUUAAACGAUUCGAUGCCAUUGUCAUUAACAGGUCUAUAUACUACACCAAACACAGAUUUAACUAGUGAUGUCGAGUCUAUGAAACGAAGGAUAAAGGAACUUGAAGAUCAGCUUUCGAUUGCGACUAGACCUUCUGUUACAUCCACUGCUCGUCCACAUCCUGCCCUCUCUCCUGCAAGCUCCAUAAUUUCUAACAGAGAGAAAAAAUCUUCACUUGCUGGGACCUUCCACGUACAUAAAGAAAGUCGGCCAUUCAGUGUGGAUCAUCCCGUGGCCGUAACUUAUGGAGUUUUACACAAAACUCGACUGCUGGGCCGAAGCCAUUGGAUUAAUGCAGUUACCGGACUCAAGUUGAUAUUCGCAAUUGGUGCUGCCACGUAUGAUGAUCAAUUCUCCCUCCGUAGUUCGGCUGUCCGAUGGGUGUAUGAGGCGCAGACUUGGAUUUCGGAACCAGAAUUCAAGUCACGAUUGACUAUAAAAUCAUUACAGACGGAGAUUUUACUCCUGUUCGCUCGAGAAAUGGCCGCUAUUGGUGGAAGAUUGAUUUGGGUUUCAGCGGGCUCAUUAUUCAGAAAUGCAGUAUACAUGGGACUUCAUAAAGACCCCGCUUCUCUUCCAAAGAAGACUAUAUUUGCUGCUGAGAUGCGUCGAAGAAUAUGGAAUACGAUAUUAGAGUUGAUGUUGUUCUCAAGCAUGGAUUCCGGCGGACCUCCGCUCAUAUCACUUACUGAUUGGGACACCGAACCUCCUGCGAAUUUCGACGACGAUGAACUUUUGAUCGCUGAUGCUAUACCUCGACCACAGACUGAGUUUAGUCACACGUCUCUCGCAAUUAUACUUCGCAAGACCCUUCCACUUCGCCUCGCAAUUGUAAAGUCAUUGAACAAUGCCAGCAUUGCAUAUCUUGAUGCCGUACGACAAGGUCACUGUGGUGAGAAACUUGCAGCAUUGAUAGUGAGCGCUGCGGAACAAGCAGUGGAAGAAUGCGUAGUAGUUCUGGAGAAGAUGGCAGCUCAAGAUCAAAAUCAGCCGGAUGAAUUGAGCAAGACGUCGCUAGCGACUCCACCAGAUUUGAUGGAGGAUUGGGAUUUCAUGAUGACAAAUGCUCAAUACAAUUUCGGAGAUGCGUUGGGUUGGGCAUUUAAUUACGAUAAUUCUCAAGAGUCGUCAUUAUGGUAA
Molecule: messenger RNA, 1494 nt
Organism: Sclerotinia sclerotiorum 1980 UF-70
Lineage: Eukaryota; Fungi; Ascomycota; Leotiomycetes; Helotiales; Sclerotiniaceae
Exons: 5
Coding region: 1-1494 (497 amino acids)
Biological process (GO): regulation of transcription by RNA polymerase II; DNA-templated transcription
Cellular component (GO): nucleus
Molecular function (GO): DNA-binding transcription activator activity, RNA polymerase II-specific; RNA polymerase II cis-regulatory region sequence-specific DNA binding; zinc ion binding
Source: RefSeq, a predicted model, not a curated record